Messenger RNA from Lodderomyces oxycetoniae, 2118 nucleotides. It is a transcript of the gene YBP1, whose product is annotated as Ybp1p. The record is from RefSeq and is a predicted model, not a curated record. Bases 1 to 2118 code for a protein of 705 amino acids. Gene Ontology annotation, cellular component: cytoplasm. Lineage: Eukaryota; Fungi; Ascomycota; Pichiomycetes; Serinales; Debaryomycetaceae. Gene Ontology annotation, biological process: cellular response to oxidative stress. The transcript has a single exon.
AUGGCAGAUGAGAGCAUUCAUGAAUUGACUUCAACGUCAAAUUCAAUCACUAGUGAGUCUACUCUAAAGGAGGUACCCGAACAAGCACAAUUCGAUCAAGUGCUUGAGAAUAUAGAAUCUGGUGCUAGAGAUGCUGUUGAAAGCAAGGAUUAUUUAUCAUACAGUACGUUGUUGGAUAUCUAUCUUCAAGAACCAAAGAGAUAUAGCAAAGAGCAAAGAGAGCUCUUAUUGGAAUGUGUAUUGAAAACUUUGGAGAAGAACCCCGAAUUGACUUUUGAGAUUGGAUGGGAUUUACCAUCGAUAAUAAUUGCUUAUGUUGACUCAGAUUUCGAUUUUUCAGUUGGAAUAAGAAAAGCUCCAUGCAUUUACAAAGUGUUGAAAAUUUUCGAAGUGCUCGCUAAAGAAGGUAAUCCAAAGGAGCUUUUUUUGAAAAGCUGUGAGCUAUUGGAAACUUUGAAUGUGAACCUCGAAGAUAAGGUAGACGAUUACGUACAACUCCAGCAGGAGAAUUUCUUUGACAUUAAAGUGUACUGCGUGAAUGAAUUGAUCGAUGCAAGUAUGAAAAAGAUACGUACACUUUAUCCUUCUAGAUUCGUUGCGAUGGCGGUGGCAUCAUUUAUCAAUUUGGUUUACAACCUUAAUCAGUCAUCCUGUUCAAUUGAAAAUUACCGUUUUGUUUUGCGAAGAGCAUACGUUUUUGUAAGAAACUAUUCCGGAUUACCAGAACCAAGUGACCUUUCCCAACACUCAAAAGAAGACCUUGAACGAGUUCGGCUGGAUGAAGCAUACUUGCAGAGAAAAUUAUUAACAGGAUUUCUGACUAAUAUAAUCACAAUCUGUACAAAGUGCCAUGCUGAUGGAUUUGCGUUGGAUCAUUUUUGCAGAUUGCAAAAACGCUCUGGAAAAACACCGAUUUACGACUUUGAGUAUCAAAACGCGAUAAUGGAUAGAUGGGUAGAAUUGGCCAACCUGUUUGAUUUGUAUUUGAAAAAUAUUUUUGAGAAAUUUAUCAAGGAGACUAAUGACUUAUUUAGACAAGUAGAACUAAAUGCGGAUGACGCUACUGAGAUGUUAUUCGAAAAAUGUAUUGUUGAUUAUCAAAACAAUAUAUACACGAAUGUGGUGAACACUACAGCGACCACUAUUAACAAUUCAAUAUUGGGUGAGUUAAUUCUAUUCACUGCCUCAGCGAUGAGAAAAGAGCAACAGCAGCAAGAGCAACAGCAACAGCAGCACAUGCAUGGAGUCAGCAUCGAGUUCAGAGACGUCAUUUAUAUGGCCUUGAGGUUAGUCAUCCCACAGAUGGUGCAAUCUGCAUAUAACCAUAAAACAGUACAAGAUGUUGUUUUGUAUUGGAUAUGGUUUGUAUUGUCUCAAAAAGAGAUAUAUCCAAAAAAGAGCAGUAGUAUUCAGAUAGACAUAGCCUCAACACCAAAAGUGUUCUUGCUUGUUUUUUACCAACUGCUACUAUUUAUUCUAACAGAUAACGACACCCCCGUAGCAAGGUACAUGAUUCUCACUUUACUCACGAAAUUGCUAUAUUUAAGCCCCGAAUCAAUAGGUUAUGAAUUUAUUAAGGACACAUUAGAGAACUGCCCUUAUGAGUCGGUCCGCCCAGCUUUAAUUGGAACAUUUAAAGAAUUGUUGUUGAUUCUGCGAAACGAUGAUGAUGUGGUCGAAGAUUUGAAUUUGGAUAAAGCUUCUUUGGGGAGUACAAAUUCAGGUGGUGCUUCCUCUUCUUCACCACCAUCACCACCACCACCGCCAAAAUUACCACCAAGACAAUCCUCAAUUAGUUAUGGAAAACAUUACACUUUGAAUAAAGAAAAGCUCAGUGAUAUGUUAGAAUUGAUGCUCAUGGCACAUUCAAAUUGUAUUGUAGUUAAAGACAAAGAAGUUCUGAUAGACUCAAAGAAAUUGUCCACUUUAGCUGCAUACUUGAACUUUUUUGUAGGACUCAAGAGGCAUAAUGUGGUUGUUGAAAAUAAGAACAAAAUUGAGAAAGUAUUGAGUAUAAUAGAAAAGGAUCUAACGCAGGUAAAAGAGCAUAACGCUAAUCAAUUUGAGAAAAACGCAGCUGCUAUGCUUCAACUCACGAUUGAGAGAUUCAGAGAAUAA